Pneumocystis murina B123 is the source of this 3864-nucleotide messenger RNA. RefSeq lists its product as hypothetical. Gene Ontology annotation, biological process: endoplasmic reticulum to Golgi vesicle-mediated transport; intracellular protein transport; transcytosis. NCBI's taxonomy places the organism in Eukaryota, Fungi, Ascomycota, Pneumocystomycetes, Pneumocystales, Pneumocystaceae. The transcript has 10 exons. Gene Ontology annotation, cellular component: endoplasmic reticulum; Golgi stack; cytoplasm. Bases 578 to 2737 code for a protein of 719 amino acids. The record is from RefSeq and is a predicted model, not a curated record.
CUUAUAUUCUGAAUAAUAUUUAUCUAAUGGAUUUCUUAUUUAAAGGAUAUAAUUUCUUUCCACAACCGAAACAACAAAUUGCUGAAGAAACAAUUAUAAAGCUAUGCGACAAACUAGAACAUGCAACAUUGUUAGAAGAUAGAAGAGCUGCAGUUCUUGGAUUAAAAGGAUUUAGUAGGGAAUAUCCUGAGACUGUUAUUGCGGGAAGUUUAAAAGGAUUAAUUCAAAGUUUGAGAAAGGAUCAGCAAGAUUCUGAUAUAUUAAAAAUUACUCUUGAGACAAUUGUUAUUUUAUUUGAUAGUCAUCAUUCUAAUUGUAAUAAUGAUACAUCUCUUUGGCUUGCAGAUGAAUUUGUUCUUAGAAAUGAGAAUUUUGAGAUUCUUUUAGAUAUAUUAGAAGAUACAGAGUUUUAUGUCCGUUUUUAUUCUGUUAAGAUUAUAUUAUUUAUUGUUAAAUAUCGUUUAAUUGAAGUUCAAGAAUGUAUGUUUUUAAGUCCUGUUGGAAUAUCUCGAAUUAUUGCUCUUCUUGAUGAUAAAAGGGAUGCUAUUAGAAAUGGUGUUAUCUAAAUAUUUUUUAUAUGUUUUUUUCUUACAUUAGUUUUUUGUUUUCAGAAGCUAUUUUGCUCUUAACUUCUAUUUCUAAUGAUAAUAUUGAAUUGCAAAAAAGGGCUGUUUUUGAAAAUGUGUUUGAUCGUAUUUUAACUAUUAUACAUAAUGAAGGAGGUCUUUUGUAUGGGAAUCUUAUUGUUUUUGAUUGUUUGGUUUUAUUGCAGAAUCUUGUGCGUUAUAAUUAUAGUAAUCAAAAUUGGUUUCGAGAAAUGGGUUUUUUUAGUAAAAUAAAAGACUUAUUAGAUGAGGUUUUCAAUGCAGAUAAAAUUAAGAUGUUGCAAGAAAAGCAAAAACUUGCUAAUAUUUCUGCUGUUUUGGAGUUUAUAAGAUUAUUUGUUCCUAAAGAAACUUUGGGGAAUACUCUCAAUCAAAAUGCUAUUCUUAAAGAAGGCGUUUUCGUUAGAAUAAUAGAAUUGUCUUUUUCAUUUGAUGUACCAUUUACACUUCAAGCAGAGGCAGUAAAAACAUGUGGUUAUCUUAUUAAAGGGAAUAUAGAUAGUCAAAAAUUUUUUUCAAAGAGUUUUUUAUCUUUGAACAAUAUGCAGUUUUCUACUGAGUCCGAAUAUAUUAUUGUACAGCAUUUAUUUUCUAUUGCUCUUUUUUCCUUUAAAUCUAAUUUUUCUUUGAGAUUGGCCUGCUGUCACUUUCUUCAAUCUUACAUUUGUUGUAAUUCUUCAAAACAAAUUGAUAUUUUGAUUUAUAUUAUUGAUAUGUUUAAAAAGAAUGAUUGCUCUGAGUCUCAUUUAUGUAAUCCUUUAACUAUUAUCUUAGUAUUUAACCAAGGACAAAAAUCUGGCUUUCAAAUUUGGUUUUCAUGUGUUAUGUUAAUGCAUAUUAUUGAGGAGAAUCUUGAAGCAAAAAAACUUAUUAGGGAAAUUGUUAUAGGUGAUUCUAGUUUAGGAGAAGAGCCUGUGUCAUGUAUUCAGAUAAUAUCUGCCAAUUUAGUCAGUUCUUUGGGUUAUUCAUCUGAAUAUCGAGCAAGCAUUGCAUAUUUUAUGUUAUUGAUAUUUUGGCUUUUUGAUGAUAAUGAAUCUGUUUCUGAAUUUCUUAAUGAAGGGAGCACUGUUCAAUAUUUAGUUUCAGUUCUUCAGAAUUCAAAAAUAGGAAUAAUAUUGCAAGGUCUUGCUGCAAUCCUUUUGGCUAUUGCAUAUCAUUUUACAGAUGAAUUAUCUGCUAUACCUAGAGAAUUAUUAAGGCUUCUUAUUGACCGCAUUGGACGUGAUUCUUUUGUUAAUCGAAUUAUUCAGUUUAAAGAACAUCCUCAGUUAAGAGAUUGCAUGUUACUGAACUAUAAAGAAAAUAUGGAUGACAUAUAUUUUGAAGAUACAUUUAUUACUUUUUUUAGAGAUAAUUAUGGAAUAAUUCGAAAAUCUAUAGAUAAGGAUCCACACUUGUCUCUACAAACUAAAAAAAUUAGUAUUGAAAAUGAAGAAUUAUCUAAGAAUAAUGCUUUCUUGGUGAAUGAGCUUGAAAGCAAAGAACUUAAAUUACAGUUAUUACAAAAAGAAAAGGAAAAUUAUAUUCGGGAACAGAAUACAAAAGUUGAAAAUCUUGUAACGGAGUUAGAAGUAGGAAAACAGAAUGUAGAUAACAUGGAAAAACGACUUAUUCAAAAGAGUAGUGACUUUGAUUCUAAUUUAAAAAAGUUUCAAGAAGAAAUUAAUAACUUGUUACUUGAGAAAGAAGAUCUUUCUUUAUCUUUAGAAGAUGCAAGGAAAGAAUUAGCUAAUAUUGUUGAAUUGAAGGAAAAGGAUGCUGAAGAUUUUGCUGUUAUUAUUAAUGAUCUUAAAAAGGAUCUUAUCUAUUAUCGUGAAUUAUCUUCUGAGGUCUCGGAUUUGAAAUCUCUUAGAGAUUCGUUGCAGCUGCAAUUAUCUCAAGAAAAAAUGUCUCUGGAAUCUUUUAAAAAUGAUUUUCUUCAAUUAAAAAAACAGGAAUGUAAGUUAAUGGAUGAAAUAUUAGAGUUAAAGGAUCAGAAAAAUGAGUUUGAGAGGAAACUUAAAGAAAUUGAUGAAUCAUGGUUGUUGGUAGUAGAAGAACUUGAAGAAAAAAGAAAAAGAGAUAAAUGUCGUUUAAAAGAAUUAGGUGACAUAGUAUCAGAAACCGAUAAUGAAAGUCAAGAUGAUCAGUGAGAAUAGGCAUAAUGGAAAAAUACUUUAAAAUAAUAGUGGAUCAUGAAAUGGCAUUGAAUUUGGUAGGAUGAAUACUAUAUUAGAUAGGAAUUACAUGUAAAUAAAUUAAGACAAAUCAUUUUGUUCUUUAAUACAUUUGGCUAUAUUCCAAUAUUGGUAUGCUUUUCCUUUUUCUAAGACAUCUUUUACUGUUUUAUCAUCAGAGCAGCUUCUAAAUUUCCAGGUUCUGAAAUUCCUAUUACGCAGUUCUCCUUCCCAAAUUAAUUCGCACUUGUUUUUAGAAUAAUCUACUAAUGCGUGUUCAUCUUGUUUCAUUAGUUGAUUAUCAAAUGGGAUUGUGGAUGAAAUUGGUAUAUCAGUCCAAUUAAUGCGACGAAGCAUCAAAUCUUUGAAACGUUUAAUGCCUUUUGAACCGCCUUCAACUAUAACUAAAUUGAAUUUUGGAUGCAAUAUUGUUAUUCCUGUGAGACCAUGUUGUUCCGCAUUUUUGUCGAUUUUAAAUCUAUGCUGUCCAUGAGAUAAAUAUUCAACUCUUCAUAUAUAUUAAAAAGGUAUAAUGAUUGAAAAUUUAAAUUACCUGAAAACAUUACAGUAUAUUCCACGUGAUGCAUUUUCUGCUUUUUUCAUUCUUAGUUUUUCACGUUUCUGAUUAGGUGUUAAUUUUCUCUUAUUAUUUUCUUGUUCGUGUUUUUCUUUUCUUUCUGCAACCUGACGUCGUACCAUUGCUUCAACUCUUGUUGGAUUUUUAAUUGCUUCGCUUGUUAAUACUCUCAUAAGGUUCGAUAGUUUUACUAAAUAGAUUAUCAAAAAUAUUUAAUAGUUGAGUAACACACCUUUAGGUGGCUCUGGUUCUUCUAAUCCUAAGCGUUGUUUAUCUUGUUUCAUUUUUAAAUCUUCUGCUCUUCUUUGACGUCUUGAUUUCCGCCUUUCUUUUUCUGUUAACAUGAGAGCUUUUGGAGGGGGUUGAUUUUUUUCAAAUGGAGGUGGUAUUGGUAUAGGAUGUUGAAUAUAGAGAGAAAUAAUUGAAUCUGGAGUAUCAAUUUUUGAAAGACCAAUAUCGAGAUCGUUGUAUGAUUUAUUUGUUACGAGACUUUCAUCCCACCAUUCAAUAUCUGGUGGUGCUUCUU